Molecule: messenger RNA, 1513 nt
Organism: Suillus subalutaceus
Lineage: Eukaryota; Fungi; Basidiomycota; Agaricomycetes; Boletales; Suillaceae
Product: kinase-like domain-containing protein
Exons: 7
Coding region: 336-1256 (306 amino acids)
Biological process (GO): protein phosphorylation
Molecular function (GO): protein kinase activity; ATP binding
Source: RefSeq, a predicted model, not a curated record
GUUGGACCCAAACGCGCCAAUCUGAGAUGUCGUCACUAUGGGCCUUCGAAGAACCGAAGGGCCCCGUCACCAGGCUCCAUUGCAAUUGGUAGAUAGGCUUCUCACUAUUUAUCAUAAGAGUCGAGUAUGCCUUACAGGAUACUGGGACAAUAUCCCAUGUUUUCUCCUUUCGAUAUGAAGGUCCUGUUUCCCGCUUGGUUUGAAGCCUGGCUGAAGAAGUGGGGGAGGAAGUUACACUUGUUACUUGCCAGCCUCGGGCUUGGUUCGAGGUCGGCACAACGAGCUGAUGUCAAAACAAUACACGAUAAGAAUGCAAAGAAUGAGUUUGUUUCUUUAUGCAUUUAUAUCACGCAAUGUUUACUGAGUAUCUACGGAUUAUUAGUAGUCUGCUCGACCUCACUGAGCAAAUAAGCAAGGAAUCAUCGCGAUACCCUGUCGCUCAAGGCGGCUUUGGGGAUGUCUGGAAAUGCAUACGCAAGCACCCUCGAAUUACGGUAGAGGUUGCAGUGAAGUGUUUACGACUUGAGAUCCCGAACGAUAGUUGCAAGACAAAAAUUACCGAGAGGCUGGAACACGACUUGCAGCGGAACACUCAGCUGGAACACGCCAAUCUGUUACCUUUUCUGGGAAUAACUCAAGGGUUUGGUUCACUGCCUGCUAUCGUUUCCCCAUGGAUGCACAAAGGCUCACUUACCAUGCUUCUGGAACGUGAUUUCCAGCAACUUACUCUCACUCGAAUGCUCCAAAUCCUCAAAGAUGUCGCUUCAGCUCUUCAGUACUUGCACUCUAAAAACAUAGUACACGGCGAUCUCACCGGCAACAACAUUCUCAUUGAUGAGAACGGCAAUGCCUUCGUGGCUGACCAUGGAAUUCUCAUUUUUUGUGCCGAGCUCCAUGGCACGUCAUAUAUCAGAAGCAAUGUGCGAUGGGCUGCACCUGAAAACUUUCAAGUCCCGGAAGAUGACGAAUCAAUAAACUUGCCCCAAUUGGCAUCAGACAUCUAUUCGUUCGGGUGCAUCAUGUUGCAGGUCUUUACAGGAAAAGUUCCGUAUUCCGAAUUUCGAAGUGACCAUCAGGUUACGGUGCAGAUACUCAGAGGCCGGAAGCCUGCUCGACCAGUGACUCCGCCCAUUGCGGAUGCUCUAUGGGAUUUCAUGCAGAAGUGCUGGCUUGAUGAGCCGGAACAUAGGCCUUCAGCCAAGGAAGUCUUGAUAUUCAUACAGGAACAGCUGAAACUGCCAGAGGAGAACUCCUGACUCUCCCAUGCGACUCAUGAUGCCAUAGCAGUUCUAUAUGUUGUGUUCUUCGUCCUGCGCUCUGUAUGAUGUGAUGUUCGCGACAUCUCGUGCCUCAAUAUCUCUCUUGAAAACUCACUCCUGCUACUCCCAGGCUUGGGUUUAUCAUGUCAAUAUGUCCGCAGUCUUCCUGGAUAGGCUUGAAUGCAGAGUGGAUACAUGAUAUUAUGCUACACCGUGACCCACUUUGGGUGACGCACAUUAGUAUUUAGUCCUAC